AUGAAAAAAUUUAAACGCCAUUAUUUGUCAUUAUUUGAAGAAGAAAAAUACGAUACAUGUAAUAAACCAAUUACUAGCGGUACAACAUCAGAAGAUCACACGGAUGAUGUAAAUGUAAACGUAGGAGAAGGUUUGAGUGAUUCCGAUGGAAGUAAUUCAGAAACAACAUCAGAAGAUCAUAUGAAUGACAAUAUAAACGUAGGAGAAGUGUUGAGUGAUUCCGAUGGAAGUGAUUCAGAAACUUACAUUGUAAAUGAAGAAAUCGAUAAUAACGAUAGCGAUCAGAGUGAUGUGGACGAGCAUAAUAUAAUAGAUGUAGAAGAAAUUGAAGAAAUAUCGAAACUACGGGUGUGGGCUAUUGAAUGUAAGAUUCCGUUCGUACAUCUGGAUAAACUGUUAAAAAUCCUUCAACAAAGACUUUUACCUACAUUACCAAAAUCAAACCGAAUCAAGUGCAACAAAGAUGU
Molecule: messenger RNA, 467 nt
Organism: Temnothorax curvispinosus
Lineage: Eukaryota; Metazoa; Arthropoda; Insecta; Hymenoptera; Formicidae
Exons: 4
Source: RefSeq, a predicted model, not a curated record